UACAUCCAUAAAUAUUACUUAUAUAUACAUAUUAAUGCAAUAGCACAAGUUGAGAUCACGUGGUUUAUUCAUCGUGUAUUUCACGCUGAUCAUUUCAAUCUGUGCGGUUGGUCUAAUCAGUUCUAGUUAGAGUUAUAUAGUAAUUUACUUAAUUCUAAACUAAGAUUUUAAGAUUAAUCUCGGAUGAUCUAUUAUCGCAAAUAUAAUUCGAAGUUAUUGUUGUAUUUCUCUCAUAAGAAACAUGUACACUGUAUCAAAAGGACCUAGCAAGAUAGUCGCUAAGACACGAAGAGGAAUUAGUCAAAAUCUUGAAAGGUUGGAAACUUUACGUGAUUUAACAAGGAAAGCAGAUCCUGAUGAUGAUCAUGAGAUCACCCGCCAUGUGCCAAAACCAGUCUUUCACAUGAAUGGGAAAUCUAAAUUCAGUUCACAGAGACAUCAAAUGCAAGAAGUUAUCACUCCUCAACAUGAAGAACUUAUUAAAUUUGUUUAUGAAUCAUGGAAUCAAGUCAACACACGACAAAGAAGUGAAUCUUCUGAUGGUUCAGAUUGUUCAGAACCUUCCAGUCCUAACACUAUAGUAUAUUACAAUGAUGGUGAACCAAAUGAUACUCUUCAAGAUUUUAAACCAUUUGAUUUGGAAUCAUGGUGGGGUAAACGAUUAUUUAAUAAUAUCACAAAAUCACUUUGAAAAAAGGAGAAAUUUAUAAGUUGAAGAUAUCUCAAAGUAGUACAGAAUGAUAAACAGUGCUAAACAUUAGCCUGUUUUGUGUUUUAAAAGUAAUCUAAGAACCAGUGAAUAAUUGUGUAGAAUUAAAUCUGAGAAUUAGAAACAAACCUAAUUUGUUGGAUAUCACAAUUAGUGAAUUUGAAUUGUUAUAUAAUUCAUACAUAUUGUAUUUGUUAUAAUGAAUUGUAUACAUGUAUAUUGUUUUUGUAAAAUUGUAACUUUUUAUUAUAUAUGUACACAAUCAUACAACUUUUUAAAAUUAAAUUUAUAUAUUAGAAAU
Apis dorsata (giant honeybee) is the source of this 1010-nucleotide messenger RNA. RefSeq names its product MAPK regulated corepressor interacting protein 2. The record is from RefSeq and is a predicted model, not a curated record. Bases 242 to 691 code for a protein of 149 amino acids. NCBI's taxonomy places the organism in Eukaryota, Metazoa, Arthropoda, Insecta, Hymenoptera, Apidae. The transcript has 6 exons.